CGGGGGUGUCAGGUGUGACCGUCACGAGGGGGUGGAGUUCCGAUUGGGAGCGGAAGGGAACGGCUCGUCGCCGGCCGGACGCUCCCUCGGCGGGCCCCGCUCUCCACCCCACUUCCGGCUGCCUGGCUGCCCCGCCGCCGUGGUCCGUGGCUGGAAGUGGGGCGCACGCACCCGGGUGGUGGUGAACAGGGAGGGCGGGCCGAGUCGCCGUCGUGCGGGGGUGGGCAGGCAGAUAAAAGGGGCCUUUGGACUGGUGAGGAAAGUGGGAAAAAGGUAGAAGACGUACGCGCGGUGGGCGGUGGCUUCCGAGGGCGACCGGAGUUAGGUCAUUCGUCAUUGGCGCCUUCAGUGGGGUGAGGAAGACACUGAAGACACAUCAAUAGAACCCCAAAAAUGGGUAAGAAAGGAAAGUGGUUUAGUGCUGUGAAGAAAGUCUUCAGCUCCUCUGAUCCAGACGGGAAGGAAGCAAAGGCUGAGAAGGCGGACAAGUCAAAAUCCAGGAGGAUAUGGCCAUUUGGCAAGUCGAAGCACUCCGAUACUUCGACCUCAACGGUGUCAGGGACUGCUCCAGUAGCUCCAUUGCCGCCGCCACCAUCAACACAACCUACUCAGCCACAUUCUCAGGAGAUCAAAGAUGUCAAUCCAGUUGAAACAGAAAGUGAGCAGAACAAGCAUGCCUACUCCGUUGCCCUUGCGUCUGCUGUUGCUGCAGAAGCUGCUGCAGUCGCUGCCCAGGCUGCCGCUGAGGUUGUCCGCCUCACGGCAGUCACCAUGGCCACACCAAAAACGCCUGUUAUUUCAAGGGAAGAACUUGCUGCCAUCAAGAUUCAGACUGCCUUCAGGGGUUAUCUGGCAAGGAGAGCACUGCGAGCACUAAGAGGGCUAGUUAGGUUGAAGUCACUAGUAGACGGAAAUGCCGUCAAGCGCCAAACCGCUCACACCUUGCAUUGCACACAAACGAUGACAAGAGUUCAAACUCAAAUCUACUCUAGAAGGGUGAAGAUGGAUGAGGAAAAACAGGCACUUCAAAGGCAGCUCCAAUUGAAACAUCAGAGGGAACUUGAGAAAAUGAAGAUUGAUGAAGACUGGGAUCACAGCCAUCAGUCAAAAGAGCAGGUUGAGGCCAGUCUACUGAUGAAACAGGAAGCUGCACUAAGACGAGAAAGAGCACUUGCAUAUGCAUUUUCUCACCAGUGGAGGAAUUCUGGUCGAACUAUAACGCCAACUUUCACGGAACCUGGGAAUCCUAACUGGGGCUGGAGCUGGAUGGAACGCUGGAUGACAGCAAGACCUUGGGAGAGCCAAGUGGCAUCAGAAAAGGAUCCUAAAGACUGUGCUCUGACAAAGAAUUCCAGCACCAGUGCCGUUCGAACGACUGUACCACGUGCCAUCUCAAUCCAUAGACCAGCAACACCAAACAAGUCGAGCCGUCCACCGAGCCGGCAAUCACCAUCAACUCCCGCAUCGAAGGGCCCCUCUACCUCAGGAAAGACCAGGCCAGCAAGUCCAAGGGGUAGCUGGCUCUACAAGGAGGAUGACUUGAGAAGCAUCACGAGCAUACGCUCUGAACGCCCAAGGAGGCAGAGCACAGGUGGAGGCUCGGUCCGGGAUGAUGCAAGCUUAACAAGUACACCACCUCUCCCCAGUUACAUGCAGUCCACAGAGUCUGCUAGGGCAAAGUCUCGGUUUCGCAGCCUAUUGACUGAGAAGCUCGAGGUUCCUGAGAGAGCACCCCUGGUCCAUUCGGCAGUUAAGAAGCGCCUGUCCUUCCCAGUUAUCGACAAAUCGAGUGUUGUGCCAACAGAUAAGCCGAAGGAAAGGGCAAGACGCCAUUCAGAUCCUCCGAAGGUUGAUCCUACCACACUGAAGGAUGUCCCUGUUGCCUGAUCAGGCCUUACGAUUGUUAGGUUCAGUUUUUCUGUUCUAUCAUGUAUUCUCUAAUUUAGAUUGUCUCCUGUUGAGGGCGACCACUUUGUGAAAUGUAUGAUUUGUCGGGGUUGAUUGUGACAAUUCUAACUGCUUACAGACAGGGUUUCCUUCCUGUGGAUUGUUGAGUUUGAUGCUAGUAGUGUGUAAGCUUGGCUUUCAAUUGUAAUGUGAACAUUUUUUGACUUCUUCCCAUGUGCAGAACUGCAGUACUUUUUCUCUGUUUUUGAA
Phragmites australis (common reed) is the source of this 2157-nucleotide messenger RNA. RefSeq names its product protein IQ-DOMAIN 3-like. Gene Ontology annotation, molecular function: protein binding. The record is from RefSeq and is a predicted model, not a curated record. NCBI's taxonomy places the organism in Eukaryota, Viridiplantae, Streptophyta, Magnoliopsida, Poales, Poaceae. The transcript has 7 exons. Bases 394 to 1887 code for a protein of 497 amino acids.